Molecule: messenger RNA, 2642 nt
Organism: Puntigrus tetrazona (Sumatra barb)
Lineage: Eukaryota; Metazoa; Chordata; Actinopteri; Cypriniformes; Cyprinidae
Product: ribonuclease inhibitor-like
Exons: 8
Coding region: 1-1278 (425 amino acids)
Molecular function (GO): protein binding
Source: RefSeq, a predicted model, not a curated record
AUGUUUGAAAAUAAAAAUGCUAAACUAGUUGAGUAUCAGGAAUCAUAUGAGCUGAGUUACUGCAGUAUUGGAGAGGAAGGCUGUGCUGCUCUGAUUUCAGCUCUGAGAUCAAACCCCUCACACUUGAAAGAACUGGAUCUGAGCCGUAAUAAACCAGGAGACUCGGGUGUGAAGCUGCUCUCUGCUCUACUGGAGGAUCCACACUGUAAACUGGAGAAACUACAGCUGUGGGACUGCAGUAUUGGAGAGGAAGGCUGUGCUGCUCUGAUUUCAGCUCUGAGAUCAAAUUCCUCACACCUGAGAGAACUGGAUCUGAGCUGUAAUAAACCAGGAGACACAGGAGUGAAGCUGCUCUCUGCUCUAGUGGAGGAUCCACACUGUAAACUUAAGAAACUUUGGCUGUGUAACUGCAAUAUUGGAGAAGAAGGCUGUGCUGCUCUGAUUUCAGCUCUGAGUUCAAACUCCUCACACCUGAGAGAACUGGAUCUGAGCCUUAAUAAACCAGGAGACUCAAGAGUAAAGCUGCGCUCUGCUCUACUGGAGGUUUCACACAGGGGAGAGCCUACAGAAGUGAAUCCUGGGCUGUUCCUGGACUCACCUACUGACAGUCCAGUCGUCAAUCCUGCUUUUCCCACAUUGAGAGAAAUUAACAUUGACAGUAUUCAGGCCCCAGAGCCCAGAACCAGAGAUGAGUUCCUGCAGUAUGCUUGUGAUUUGACCCUGGAUCCGAACACGGCCCAUCGGCGUCUGGUCUUGUCUGACGAAGACACGGCGGCCACCCUUCAGCAGACCUCUCAGCCGUACCCAGACGUCCCUCAGCGCUUCGACGGCUGGACGCAGGUGCUCUGUCUGCAGCCCCUCUCCUCCGACCGCUGCUACUGGGAGGUGGAGUGGAGGGGGCGUGGUUCCUCUCUGGGUGUAGUCAGCGGGUCCAUGUCCCGCAAAGGGGCGGAUUCGGGGGCGGGGCUCGGGUAUAACGGCCAAUCGUGGAGCUUGGAGCUGUCAGACAUGUGCUGCGCAGCCAUGCACGCCAAUCAGAAGGUGGAGAUCCCUGUGACCUACAGCCCUCGAGUCGGGGUGUUUCUGGACAGGACCGCAGGGACUCUGACUUUCUAUAGCGUGGAUGAUGAGUUGGUUCCUCUCCACACUUUUCAAGGGCUGUUCCCUCCAUCGCUGUACGCCGCAUUCGGGGUGGGCUGUGGGGUCGGCGUGGGGCUGGAUUUUGCCAUGGGACAGUUCAGCUCCGCGUCAGACAGCAUUAAAAUCUGUCCUUUGUGAUCUCACAAAAAACAUGCAGGUCAUAUUUCAUUCCGAAAUCAAAAUGAAAAGAAUCAAGGCUAUUGGAAAGAUCAAAAUUAUCUUUCAUAAAGAUUCAGUACUUCUCCCCUCCAAAUUUAUAUUACUUUAACACCUCUAGUAACUUGUACAAUUGUCUUUUUUUCAUUUCUGCAAUACAACCAUGGUAAUCAUUUUGUCUAGACCUUUUUUUUUUAAUCUGCCAAAAAAAUGAUUAUAUUAUAAAAAAUAAAUGUACCUAAAAAUAUGAAAUUACACCGUAGAUAAAAAAUAUUCUUGUGCCAAAAUUUAGCAUUUUACUUUCAUGGCUUAUAGCUCACUUAAAUAUUUCAUAGUAAUAACAAUGAUAUUCAUACUUGACAUGUUAAAACUUGUUGCUUUAAUUCUAAAGAUGUUUUGAUUUUUAUUGCAAAAUGUAAUUUAUUUUUCUCUUCUAGACUCUUCACAUGAAAUAAUUAUUCAUGUUAAGCAAAAUAACUUGUGCAUGAAGGGAAAUUAUUACUUUGUCAUUAUACUAUAAAAAUUUUGCAAACUUAUGGAAAAAUGAAAUGACAAGAACAUUGAAUUUGAUGGUUUUAUUAUAAAAAAACAAGAUAAUCAUACUAAUACAUGGUUCUGACAGCUAAGCACAGGAAAACACACUAAGGCCGUGGUUACUAUGUCAACAGCACAAAAGAAAUCACCUGGUGCUUGAUGUCACAACUUGUGGCAUCGUCUUCAAGCAUUGACCUUUGACCUCAAUGGCAGCAGAGGGCCUGAUGACAUCAACAGCAGGAUGUAAAUAAGGACACUUUGAUGCAGAAAUCAAAUCAUGCGUUUAAUACCACACACUUCAGCUGGGAUUAGAGAUAAAGCUAGUGAUGUACAGAAGCAGCAAGCAUGCUGGUAUUAUUCUGAAGGAGGUGGUAAUGCGAUUCACUUUACCAAGUUUCGAUUGUAUUCUUGGCAUAGCUGACAAAAGCUUAUUAAAAUGGCAUUCCUGUAACAGUUUCUGGACCAAACUCAUGGUUUUCCCUGUGCUGUCAUCAUGUCAUUUACUAGAAAGCACAAAAGGUCAGUUUACCACAAAAACGAACACGUUUACGUACGGUUUAGCUUAUAAAACGACAAUUCAGGCAAGAAAGACAAAUAAUUUUGGUUUAAACCCAAAAAGGUCUUUGAAACUUGAGUCCCUUCUCAAACUCGACAAAAAAAAAAACAUGAAAUAUAUUAAAAUCUCAUUCCUAGCUGAAUGGUUAGUAAAUAAUAUUCGCUAUCUCUCAGGUUAAGUGUAUUAAGAUAAUCUAGUCUUACCUUACUGUUAGAUAACACGCGUAACGCCUAGUUACUAAAAAACACAAUUCUAG